CCUCCCCGUCUCCGUCCUCUCAGGCCUCGUCAGCCUGCCUGAACUCUCUCCUCUGUUAAUCCCAGGAUAUCAGGAUCUAGCCCCGCCCCCCUGCCUCCAUGGAGCGCGUGCAGCACAUGACCAAGUCGGCUAUACGGCGGGCUUCUCAGAUCGAGGUGACCCCUCAAGCCAAGAGGAACCUUCAGGAGCUGUUCGUCAACUUCACACUCAUCCUCAUCUGUCUGCUGCUCAUCUACAUCAUCGUGCUGCUGUCCAGCUGAGGAUACACCAAUCAGAGAGAGCGAUGAGACAUCUGGAUUAUUAUUCAGCUAAAACUAAGGGCAUAUAUCUCCAACAUCUGGAUUAGUACACAGCUAACACAUAACUGAAACAUCUGGAUUAUUACACAGCUAUAACUACUGCCACAUAACUCCAACAUCUGGAUUAUUACACAGCUAUAACUACUGCCACAUAACUCCAACAUCUGGAUUAUUACACAGCUAUAACUACUGCCACAUAACUGCAACAUCUGGAUUAUGACACAGCUAUAACUGCAGACACAUAAAUCCAACAUCAGGAUUAUUACAUAGCUAGCGCAUAACGCCAACAUCUGGAUUAUAACACAGCUAUAACUACUGCCGCAUAACUCCAACAUCUGGAUUAUUACACAGCUAUAACUAAGGGCACAUAACUGCAACAUCUGGAUUAUUACACGGCUAUAACUACUGCCACAUAACUCCAACAUCUGGAUUAUUACACGGCUAAAACUACUGCCACAUAACUCCAACAUCUGGAUUAUUACACAGCUAUAACUACUGCCACAUAACUGCAACAUCUGGAUUAUUACACAGCUAUAACUGCAGACACAAAACUCCAACAUUGGGAUUAUUACACAGCUAACACAUGACUCCAACAUCUGGAUUAUUACACAGCUAUAACUACUGCCACAUAACUCCAACAUCUGGAUUAUUACACAGCUAUAACUAAGGGCACAUAACUGCAACAUCUGGAUUAUUACACGGCUAUAACUAAAGGCACAUCACUACAUCAUCUGGAUUAAUACAGGACACUUAUGACACUCACACAGUUUUGGUGGGAAUGACGAUGGUCCCUGAGGAAACAGUCAAGAAAUCUCUGCUGGGAAAAUAUGUUUCCCAUGAGCCCUGCUGCUUCCUGCAGUGACCCAAACACUCUGAUGAGUUAUUUUUAUCUUCUUUCUCAGCCGAUUUGACACGCAUGGGGUUUCGGUGUUUCUACAGGAAGCAUCAUAAAACAUGCCUGGGUAAAAAAAUAAAUCAAAGAAGACAAAUAUUUGAAAAGUUAGAUGAUCUCACUUACUAAAACACACAAAGAAAACACACCUGUAAACAUCAUAAUAUAUAAAUAAUACACAUCCCAACAACAUAAAUGAAGCUGAUUCUGAGGUAAUAAUAUAAAUGUAAUUCAACACUCUCUAAAUCAAAAUGCAUCCAGAAUAUAACACAUUAUAAAUGUAAAAUCAUAUUCAUUAUUUAUGUCGCUUUUAGAACAUGUGAUGUCACCGAGAGAUGUUUCAUCAUAAGACAUAAAAAUAAAAACUAAUAUCAACACCAUAAGAGGCUUAAAACCACCCACCUCCAGGGACUCUGUUUGGCUCACUGUCUCCAGCACCAGUCUCUGAUGCUCAUGGGUAAUGUAGUAUUCACAGCACUGAGUGGAACUGCAAAUUAAAUUGAAAAACCUGAAAGUGGCUUUGGUGCCCUCUAGUGGUCAUAUAGAGCAUGACAGCAGAGCGACUUGUUAACAUGCCUGUAAAACAUGAAGAGCAGCUACAUAGACACUCACACACACUGCAGUAGAACAGUUUGCAUGGUGUGAUUUGUGUCUAAAUAAAGUGACACUUGUUAUACAAAUAAAAAUGGAUUGAUCUGAUGUGUAAUUCCGACACUGAUGGUUAAUGAAAGCACAUGACUGUUAUAUAAGUGUAAACAUGCUUUAAAGUUCAUUUUAAAUCGACUAUAUGAUUAUAAACCUGCUUCUGUUAAACAUUUAUGAUAUAUAUCUUCAUCUGCAAUGACUAAGCGCAAAACUAUCAGUAUGAAGUGUUUAAAAUGAAAGUGUGUUCAGCAGACAAACACUAAAGAAACUGCAUGACAAUAAAGUACGUUUGAUCUCCUGA
Molecule: messenger RNA, 2137 nt
Organism: Labrus bergylta (ballan wrasse)
Lineage: Eukaryota; Metazoa; Chordata; Actinopteri; Labriformes; Labridae
Source: RefSeq, a predicted model, not a curated record